UUCGACUCCGUCUUUCAGCCUCUCCUCCGCUCCAUCGCAGCACUACACGGCAACCCCCCUUCCUUCCGUUAGCUCUAUCUCUCUUUAUCCCUCCAUCCCUCUCUCACGCACUCCCUCCCUCUGUCUCUCUCUCUCCUUCAGUCUGCUCGCCCUCUCGUCCUGUCGUGCAGUCCUUUUCGGUCACCGUUGCAGGGAGGAGGAGCCUUACACACACGCAUUCACGCACAUUCACACACAGUCUCUCUUACACACGCACACACACCCCACUCUCCUCUCUCGCUCUCGCUACCUCGCAGAUACCACCGCCAGCUCUCUUCCGCUCUGUCCAGCUCUCCCUCCGAGCACCAGGCAAACAUUAUCCUCGCCGACCAGUCAGCCAGGCCCGCUUUUGUUUGCCGGAGCAGGGGAGCCAAAUAGCUUCGUCUACGUAAAAAAAGAUGGAUGUAUUCAUGAAGGGGUUCUCCAUGGCCAAGGAGGGUGUAGUGGCCGCCGCGGAGAAGACCAAGGCGGGCGUGGAGGAGGCAGCAGCCAAGACCAAAGAAGGGGUGAUGUAUGUCGGUAACAAGACGAAGGAGGGAGUCGUGUCCGGAGUAAACACAGUGGCCAACAGAACUACUGACCAGGCGAACAUCGUAGGAGAGGGGGUCGUUGCCGGGGCCAACGACGUGUCACAGGCCAACGUGGAAGGAGUCGAGAACGUCGCCGCCUCUACUGGCAUGGUCAAUCAGGAGGAACCAGUAUACGAGGGAGAGUAUGGAGGCAUGGAGCAGGGCGGCCAGGGAGGAGAGGGGUAUUAACUGUUCCUGGGACGUCCGGCAGUGUCCUCUCUGAAAGCCCCAACGCCCGACCCCCCCUCCCUGCCUACGCUCUUCCUCGGAGAUGUUCAACAUAUUUUUUUGUGACUUUAUGGAACCAAAACGACAAAAACAGACUCUUCCAGACGCCGCGCCUUUCUGUCCCUGCUGCCCUUAACCCUAAUGCCCACUCCCUCCAGACCACCUCCACACUGUCCUGGUAGUUCGGCAUCCCCCCCCUCCCUCCCUCCAAAGCUUCUGUUCCACGCCCCCCACCUUGUGUUGGUGUUGUCAUGAUGUUAUCCCCUAAGUGUUGUUGUCACUGCAUAUCUGCUGCCCUUUCUGGGGGCAAGACCUGCUCACACACACACACACACACACAUGCACAAUGUGGCGCGCGCACACACACACACACACACACACAAACACACAGACACUUGCACACAUGCCCGCGCAUUCACCAAGGCACACACACGGUUCCCCCAUAGCGUAAUCACACAUGGGCACGUACCACAGAAAGACAGAGAGAGGGGGCCAUUGUAGGCGCAUACAUGUCCUGUACAUACCAGGGUACCCCACCAAUGGGCAGGUGAGAGGGACGGGCAGCCUCAGUGUUAGCUGAAGAGAGCAUGUGAAUACAAUCGUGAUAAUAGUUAUACGUGUAAAAAAAACAUUGAGACAAAGAUAGCUCAUGGGAUGGUGUUUGUGGUAACCGUUUGCGUGAGUCCUGUGUGUGCAUGCGUGUGCGUGUGAGCAUGUCGGCGUGCGUGCAUGCUUGCUGGGCGGAGGUAGAGGGUCCCGGAGAAUGCUGCCAGUGUGUGUUUCUUUGUGGGGCAUCGUGCAAUAAAGGCUAAAGAUUAUCCCUCCCUCCGACGUGUGCGAUCGCUCGCUAACUACAGUAGAAUGCAUGAACAGAUUCCCCCGAGAAUGGCUUUGUUGUGUUUUGUAGCCGCGUAGCGUGUUCACUGUUGUAGUUAGCUUUGUUUGGCUAAGUGUGUGUGUGUAUGUGUGUGUUUGAUCUUGAAUAUGUAUGCAUAGCAACCAGCAGAGAGCAACACAACUUUCCUCUACUUUUCCUCUUAUCUUUUGUUCUUAUUGAUAUAACCAGAGGUGCUAGGACAAAACAAUGGCAAAACUGUACCACGAGUUUGCUUUGAACAAGCUCAAGAGCAGAAGCAAUACUGGAAAUUCAGUUCUAUAUAUCAAUCAAGGUCUAGACUAAGACUAGGUUUAGUCACGGGAUGGUUUGAGUUGGAUUCAUAUUUCUGUGGCCAAGGUUUUGUCUAGUCUCUCAGACUGGGUUUAAUCCUUGUUUGCACUGCUGGGUUGAUUUGAAUUUUAAAGUUCAAGGAGGCAAAAUGUGUUGUGUUGGUUGAUUGUUUUGAUAUGCCGUGUGCUAGCUGUUGCUUUUAGACGUUGUGAGGUUUGCAUGCUGUAGAGAGUGAGACAAACAAGCAAUAUGGAAUUCAGUCAGCCAGGGGUUGAGCCACCAAAAUCUGUAGAGUCAGGUGAUCCUGCAUCGAGUCAUGGAGGAUGUAGUUUUGGUUUGUAGUUGACCAUUUAGAGUUCCCAUAGUAACUCUUCUGUUAGUCCCGCCCAUCAGCUUUCACAGCCACUCAGAAGAUAGCUUUACCCUGUCACUCAAUGACUGGCCCCCGCCACUUCCCUUGGGCUUGUGGCAAGCUUUUGUCUGCCCUGCAUCUGUGUUUGUGUUUGUGUAUCCGUAUGUACUCUAUUUGUGUGUUUUAACAUAGGAAAAGCAGAUCGUACCAGCAAAUUGCGCGUGCACGCUUGUGUGCGUGCGUGUGCGCGUGUGUGUGUGUGUGUGUGUGUGUGCGUGUGUGUACUAUGUGUCAUGAGCAGAUCUGUGUGUUUUUACUUUGAAGCCAAUCAAAACUGAUGACUGCAUGUUGCCUUAUCAAGCAAUCUGAUAUUCACGCACACAUCACACACACACACACACUGACACUAAUUCACAUAGCCACAUAUUGUAAACAUAAACAGAGUGUAUGAAAAACACACCAGUGACAUACACAAACACAAAUCAGCAGACACUGGACAAUUAUCACACACUAUGUUUAAGUUGGCAUCAAAGCGGACUCGCUGAUUUUUUUAAACAGUAUCAGUCAAAUAAAAAUGGUUUGUCGAAAUCUGAAUGUUGCAUUGUGGCUUUAUUUAUGGAUCCAUUUGGACAGGUUUAAACAGGUUUGUGUUUGAGAAGAAGACGGUAAGACGCUCAACCACCUUAAGUGUUUGAACUAUUGGAGGCUCUCUGAACAGGGCCCAAACUAAUUUUUGUCAAGGCAAAAACACAACAAAGGACACGGUAUGUAAGCUAUGCCGUGCAGGCCGGCAUAGUCGAAGUCCCCAUGCAGGGAUCUCACAAACCCAUUUCAUUUGUAGUAAUUGUUGAGUAAUGAUUCCCAGAUUUCAUGGAACACUUAGUGUUAAUCAAAAUAAUCUGGGCAUAACUAUUCCCCGAUAAAUCAAAAGACUCUGGGAAUAAUUAAAAAGAAGCAGCUUUAAGAAGUGUCUCUAGAAAUGCAUUUUAUGCUAACACAAGUAACACCCAGUGCAUACAUUCAGCAACAGGAUUCACGUUAUGACAAGAUGGCACAUAGUCAUUGCCUUGUUUCUCAGUAUCAAAUAAUAUGCCGUCUAACACACGCACGCACGCACACACACACACACACACACACACACACACACACACACACACACACACACACACACACGCACACAAGCACAAGCACAAGCUAGCUUACUAAGGAUUGUGUUGUGUGCAAUUAUCUUUCAUUACCCUGCCAGGUCACAUUUCACUAGUCUCACGCUACAUGUCCCGUCAGAUUUCUACCAAUAGGGAGACAGAGGUGGCCAGAGUGACGCCACGGAGCCACGCCCGGGAGGGGCACAUGGAGCCCGCGCCCAAUAGCAAUUCCCAAACAAUUCAAAACACGUGCAGGAACACACAUACCCAAGAGAGGAACACCCCUUCGAAGGGCCGCCCACACACAGAGAUUCCUCCCUUUAUCCUUUGUGUCUUGUUGACGGGGGUUUUUGCCAUGACGCAUCCAAACUGCCUUGACCCGUAUUAAGGUGAAUACCUCAGUUUCUCACAUCCUAGAACAGUAUUGUUCUUGUGCGGUGUUGUGCAUAUAAAUGUUAAAUAGUCUACAUGUCGUAAAAUCUCUUUAGCAAGCAGCAUCAGGAUGCAGAUUUGGAGAAAAAAGAGUGAAUGGGAAUAUGUGGGAAACCUGUUUUCUAAACAAAUGAGAUAAUGAUCAGUGUGUUUGCGUGUGUGUGUGUGUGUGUGUGUGUGUGUGUGUGUGUGUGUGUGUGUGUGUGUGUGUGUGUGUGUGUGUGUGUGUGUGUGUGUGUGUGUGUGUGUGUGUGUGUGUGUGUUGUGGGAAAGGGGAGGGAGGGAAGGGAGGGGAAGGAAGGGAGGGACACAGGUUAUAACACUCAUAUAACACACUUCCUCAGUACACACAGUACACACACUGCAUCAGAACACUCUUUCUUCACACGCAGCAGCACCAUUCAAACUAAACAUGAGCGGAGCCAACCAAGUCAUCAACACCGCCAUUGAGAAGGCUGCUGACAUGGCAAAAGAAAAAGUAGCCGACAUGAUGGGGGGAAAGGCUGAAGACAAGGAAGCAGGUGCAGGAGCAGCUGUAGGUGCAGGGGACCUUUUAUCUGGCCUGGCCAGCGGGCUGGGAGGCGGAGAGGCCGCGCCAGCGGCCGAAGGCGCCGGCGGCAUUGGUGGCUUAGCGAAAAAGUUUGGCUUCUAAACUCCUGGACCCUUCCUUCUACAUAAUGGAAUAUAUAUAUAAAUAUAAAUUGAGAAAAACCACAAGCCUGGAACUUUGACUUGGAGACCAACCAGCUGCUGUAUGCCAAAUGGUGGUCCAAAAUUGUUGUUGUCAUGAAAAUAAAAGAAAUAACAACAA
Molecule: messenger RNA, 4744 nt
Organism: Gadus macrocephalus (Pacific cod)
Lineage: Eukaryota; Metazoa; Chordata; Actinopteri; Gadiformes; Gadidae
Gene: sncgb
Product: synuclein, gamma b (breast cancer-specific protein 1)
Exons: 8
Coding region: 438-797 (119 amino acids)
Biological process (GO): synaptic vesicle endocytosis; synapse organization; chemical synaptic transmission
Cellular component (GO): neuronal cell body; axon terminus; cytoplasm
Molecular function (GO): cuprous ion binding
Source: RefSeq, a predicted model, not a curated record